This is a messenger RNA of Talaromyces proteolyticus, 3718 nucleotides long. Its product is annotated as armadillo repeat protein. Lineage: Eukaryota; Fungi; Ascomycota; Eurotiomycetes; Eurotiales; Trichocomaceae. Gene Ontology annotation, biological process: proteasome-mediated ubiquitin-dependent protein catabolic process. Gene Ontology annotation, cellular component: GID complex. The transcript has 4 exons. Bases 329 to 3277 code for a protein of 982 amino acids. The record is from RefSeq and is a predicted model, not a curated record. Gene Ontology annotation, molecular function: protein binding.
GCUAGAUCUCCACCGACACUCAUCUCCAGCGACUACGUCGUUAGAUAACAUGAUCCACGAUCACUGAACCCGUGUGGAGCGGCCAUAUGUCUCGACAUUGAACGCAAGUCGUGCAUCCAUGCGCACCAUCGACCUUGCCCCAGUCGACGUCACUCCGUUGUUCUCGGAACCCAUCGUGCUCUUCGCCAUCGUCCUCGCUGUCCGCACGACGGGUACGCUUUGACCAGGGCUAUCUGUUUGUUGGGGAAAGUAGAUUUUGAGGUCUGACAAAGCCUCUUGACUCUUUUUUUUGCGCAACAUUCUUGUUCCCCCAGUAUAAGACAACACAAUGACUCGAGAAGAGACGUCGCCACUGUUGGCUCGAUUGCUGAAUGCUGAAUCCGCCUCGGAACAAGUCGCGACCUUACGACUGCUCAAGCAUGAGCUUAUCGGCCAUGACCAGCGAAAGGAAACGUGGAUCCAUUGGGGGAUUAUACCGUUGCUGUCGAGGAUAUUGUUAUCAAGAAGAGGCGGUGGGAAAAAGGCCGCCACAUCGAGUGAGCAGAAUGGAUUGAGGAGACGGACCGAUCUCACGAGGGCCCGAACAGAAGAUGAGGAGGUUUGUUUACAGGCCGUCAUUAUCGUGGGAAGCUUAGCUCAAGGAGGGCCCGCUUUCAUCCCACCUCUUCUAGCAAGCGACAUCUUCCCUUCCAUGCUCUAUAUCCUGUCGUCCCCUGGCUGCCCGCAAUGGCUUGCUCUUCCCAUUCUCAAAACAUUCAACGCUGUUGCAGACCGAUAUAUUCUCCAAAACGUGAACUGGCCACAAGACAAUCACCUCGCCGAUGUCUUGUUUACUCCAGAUUACAUCAGAUGCUUUGCCCAUAUCAUCGCUCAAUCGUCUCCUUCGCAAGCAACAGAAUCAUGCGUCUCCCUUACCUCGAAUCUGAUAGCCAAGCUAUGUACGGAUGAAUCGCACAAAACAGCUUUGGCUGAAUAUGGUGUCUUGGACGCAUUAGCACUAAAAGUUGCUUCGUUUGUCGUUGCUCAAGGAUUUGUUUUGCCAGGCGCAGAGAGCCAUUUGACUGAGGAUGGAUCGCUCGUCUCAUUUCCACCAGCAGCAUCUUCAUCAGCCAAAUUAGCUCCGAUUCUACGCGCGACGGCCGCUAUUGUUGAAAGCUCCAAGUCACGAGCGGAACAUUUCUUAACCUCUCCUUCAAUUGUUGCUGUCUUCCCAGGACGAGUGCCUGAAUUCUCACCAACAGAUAUUAGAAAAAAUCCCUGGGGCAUGCCGUAUCUGUCAGGAGCAGCAGUUCCUCGUCAGAAUCAUGCAAGCCCAAUCGAUGCCAUCCUACCAUCUGUCCCCCAAGCCCAGACCAACGCUCUCACCAACUUUCCGCCGCUUCUUCCCAUGGGCUCAUUUCAUAAACGUUCCUUGUCGUUUUUAGAAACUUCGUCAUCCGACGAGGAAGAAAACGCAAUUGUACCUUGGCUGCUUCAUCUCGUUCGAACAGAAUCUGGUAUGUCGCGAGUUAUGGCCGCUCGUCUUGUGACGGCCCUGUUUCGCCUGGGCUUUGCGAAGAAACGCAGAAUCCCCAUGUUUAGCUAUUUAGUUAUUCCUAUACUGCUCCGCAUGCUAGAGAAGGAUUAUGACUUCAAAACCGAAUCAGAUCCUGAAUAUGACGGCCUAAUUCCGACAGCGCUUCGCUUGAGGGAAGAAGUGACUUUUAUCCUUGCCGCAUCAGUCAUGGAUACCCAAGAAUUGCAAAAGUAUGCAGUUGAAGGAAAGGCUAUCAAAGUGCUCUCUCAAUUGUUGAAAGAAACAUAUAACGCCCACCAAGCCAAUUCCAAAGUCACGUGGUAUGCCGAGACAAAACAAAAAGAUAUGCAUUCAGAAAUAUCACCAGAACUCCAACUAGGGCCGGUGGGAUACAGCCCAAUGACUUGCCAUAUAAUGCGGUAUCGAGAAGGUAUUCUGAGAGCUUUAUCUGCGCUCGCGCUCUUCAGUGAUGAGUACCGCAAGGCAAUCUGUCAGAAUGGAGUUGUUCCAUAUGUUAUAAACUCUCUGAAACCACGGCCUCCUCACCCCAGUCAGGACUCUGCAGAAAUUAAAAAUAGUGCCACAGAUGGAAACCCACUCCCUACAUUACUUGCUGCUUGCGGCACUGCCAGGGCAUUAAGUCGAUCUGUCAGCGUACUUAGAACAAGCCUUAUUGAUGCUGGGGUAGCUGCCCCUCUCCUAGAAUUGAUCAAGCAUCACGAUAUCCAGGUGCAAAUUGCUGCGACUUCGGCGCUAUGCAACCUUGCGCUUGACUUUAGCCCAAUGAAAGAGGCUAUGAUCUCCUCUGACAUCCUGGCUAUUCUUUGUGAGCAUGCGCACUCUACCAAUAUGAAACUUCGUCUAGAGUCGCUGUGGGCUCUCAAGCAUGUUGCAUACAAUUCUGCCAAUGAUAUCAGAAUGAAGAUUCUAACUGGCCUAGACCCGUCGUGGCUUGGGCAAAUAAUGUCCAUGGACCCAACUAUCAAAAGAGAGAACGUGCCAACCUUGGAUAUUGACUCACCAAUGGGCAUGGGAACGUCCAAUUCGGCUGGUGAGAAGGUUGAUCUGCUGAAUCCUGUGAAUGCUGAAAGCAGAGAUGAGGUGAUGGACUCUGCGCCAUCACUCGAUACAGUGUCCCAAACCAUCUUCUUCCCUAACCCAGUGCGAAGAAGGAAAUUGGCAUUGAGUGGAGAACUCACUCAGAAGAGGCAGGCGAGGCAAGAUGAUAUCGCGGUCCAAGAGCAAGUGCUCGAACUAGUCCAAAAUUUUAUGAUCGGGACCGGGUCAUCUGAAAUAGUCGAUCUCCUCCUCCAAGAAAUCGGCGAACAGGGUUUCCUAGGCAUCAUUGCCGACAAAAUCCGACCAAGACCGAUGCCUACCCGACGCGACACAGUAGCUUCUGCCAAUCCACCGGUGCCGACAGAGAUUCUGAAGGCUGUCACUUUCAUGCUCAUCAACUUCGCAGCCGGGCCACCAAAGUAUCGCGAUAUGUUAUUCACGCACCAAAACCUACUCAAGGAUUUAAUGUGGCUCUACGACCAUCCCAACCACAAAAUCCGCACAAACUGUGUCUGGAUUGCCAUCAACCUGACUAUUUCGGACAAUCAGAGCGACCAACAAGGCUGCCGCGAACGGGCCUUAAAACUCAAAGCCCUGGGUAUCGUAGAGCGACUACGCAAUACCGAAAAGGAUCCUGAUUUAGACCUCAAAGAGCGGACGAAAACGGCACUCAACCAGCUUCGCCAAUUAGUAGACUUGUAAAGGUCUUCUUCUCGUGUAGUUGUUAUGAACGUGAGAUGAUAUAUUAAUGUACGUUCAAGGAGUUCACCCACCUGCGAGGAUCGUUGUGAAAAUAUAUUUAGUCUGGUAUUACAUGUAUUAGACAUUUCCUCGAACAUUCGCAUUCGCAGGCGGAUCGACAUUUGAAGGAUUGUAUAACUCUUAAUGGACGAUAGUAUGAAUUGUAUUCUACAUGAACUAUCCGAUGGCUGCUGCAGAAAGAAAUAAUCAAUAGCUUAUUAAGUUCAUACUAACAUCAAUUCAAAUACCCUAAUAGCAUUAUUCGAUCAUUCAAUCAAUUCCAGAUUUGAGUGGGGGGAUAGGCCUGGCGAAGAAUAGAGCUAGCCCCCUUCAUCACGACUCAGUCAACCUAAUUCAACCAGAGGUCGGAAUUUCUUUUACCCCCGGUAUGGAUUACUCAAU